Larimichthys crocea (large yellow croaker) is the source of this 1928-nucleotide messenger RNA. Its product is annotated as cytochrome P450 2G1. Bases 44 to 1513 code for a protein of 489 amino acids. Lineage: Eukaryota; Metazoa; Chordata; Actinopteri; Sciaenidae. The record is from RefSeq and is a predicted model, not a curated record. The transcript has 9 exons. Gene Ontology annotation, biological process: xenobiotic metabolic process. Gene Ontology annotation, molecular function: heme binding; iron ion binding; oxidoreductase activity, acting on paired donors, with incorporation or reduction of molecular oxygen, reduced flavin or flavoprotein as one donor, and incorporation of one atom of oxygen. Gene Ontology annotation, cellular component: intracellular membrane-bounded organelle; cytoplasm.
UGUUGACCAGACGGAGACGAGAAGGCAAAGUGUGAAGAGCGUCAUGGACCUUUCUGCGACUGUGAUCUUGGCAGGGCUGAUCUCAGCUCUGCUGUGGCUUUUCAGUGUAAAAAGGAAAUAUCGUUUGCCUCCAGGACCCACUGCACUUCCUCUCGUAGGAAACCUGCCACAGCUGCAAAAAGAUCAAGCUUUCAAAAGUUUUCUCAAGCUCAGUGAAAUCUAUGGUCCUGUGGUGACAUUGUACCUGGGCUGGCAGCGGACGGUUGUUCUGGUAGGAUAUGAUGCAGUGAAGGAGGCUCUGGUGGACCAGGCAGACGACUUCACAGGCAGAGGACCACUGCCGUUUCUGAUGAAAGCCACCAAAGGCUACGGUUUGGGGAUCAGUAAUGGAGAGCGUUGGCGACAGCUGAGACGUUUCACACUGACGACCCUUAGAGACUUUGGGAUGGGACGCAAGGGGAUGGAAGAGUGGAUCCAAGAGGAGAGCAAGCACAUGACGGCCGAAAUGAACGAAUCGAAAGGCAAGCCGUUUGACCCAAUAUUCUUGCUGAGCCGCACCGUGUCCAACGUGAUCUGCUGCAUGGUGUUCGGCCAACGCUUCAGUUACGACGACAAGAAGUUCCUGCACCUCCUCGACAUCAUGUCUGGGGUUUUAAGGUUUAAUAGUGGCUUUGUCGGCCAGAUGUACAACAUCUUCCCCUGGAUAAUGGAGCAUCUGCCGGGCCCACAGCAUAAAAUUUUUACCAAUAUCGAGGAGGUGAGAGAGUUUAUCAAGAUGAAGAUCCAGGAGCACAAAGACACACUGGACCCAAGCUCCCCAAGAGACUAUAUCGACUGUUUCCUCAUGCGAAUGGAUCAGGAAAAAGACAUCCCCACAACUGAGUUCCACUAUGAGAACUUGAUCUCUACAGUGCUGAAUCUAUUCCUGGCAGGAACAGAAACCACGUCCUCUACCAUAAGAUAUGCCCUCAGCGUGUUGAUCAAACACCCCGACAUACAGGAGAAAAUGCAGCAGGAGAUUGACACUGUGAUUGGACAAGACCGCUGUCCCAGAAUGGAGGACAGGAAAUCCCUCCCCUUCACAGACGCAGUCAUCCAUGAAGUCCAGCGUUUCCUGGACAUAGUCCCCUUCGGUCUCCCUCAUUUUGCCCUUCGGGACAUCUCUUUCAGGGGCUACACAAUCCCCAAGGACACUGUGAUUAUGCCCUUGUUGCACUCUGUGCUGAAAGAGGAGAAACAGUGGGCAUCUCCUCUGUCCUUCAACCCUCAGCACUUCUUGGACCAGAACGGCAACUUCAAGAAGAAUCCCGCGUUCCUGCCAUUUGCUGCAGGGAAAAGAGCCUGUGUCGGCGAGGCUCUGGCUCGUAUGGAGCUUUUUCUCUUCCUUGUGACGCUUCUGCGGCAUUUCACCUUCUCCCACGCCGAAGGCCCUGACGGUAUAAACCUCAUUCCAGAGUACAGCGGCUUUGCUAAUGUGCCUCGCAGGUACCAGAUCAUCGCCACGCCGCGGUGAAAAGAGGACCUUGAAUUACUCACAAGGGCAACUGUACAAAAAGGAUUGUUGUAUCGUGCUACAGCAGUUUGUAGAUGUUUGUUUGACUCAAAAUGAAUUAUGAACGCUUUUGUCUUUUAGUUUGUUUGUUUCUUGUACAGUAUAUUUUUCUUUUGGUUGAAAUUUAAGAAAUUCUUGAUCACUGUGAACUCAGUCAAAUGUAUUACUGCUAUAAAAAUGUAUUGGUGGAAGUCCUUGUGUACAAAUGGAAAUAAAUAACUUCUGCUGUGGAAGAACACAAAGUCCUGGAUUUCUACUGUAAAACAUUAAUCUUAAAUAUUGAUCUUUUGUAUUUAUAUAUUUUUUUCAAGAAUAUUACUUAUAUUUAAACAUAACAAGAAGAAGUAUCAUUCAUGCUCAGGACCUACUUUUCUUU